CACAUAGGCUCCGUAGUUGUGUCCACGUUUCUAAUCGUAAAGAAAAAACUUGACUCAGUAAAGUGAAAUCUUGACAAAAUAGAAGUUGUUCUAAUAAACGUUAUGUUCAUUGCAAAAUAGUAGUUACUUUCUUGUGAUAAAUGGGGGAUUGGCUUCACAGUUUCAUAUUCGCCGCCUGGGAUAAUGUUGUGGGUCCUAAAAUUCUCAAGAAAUGGCCAACUUCAGGUUUCAUGUGUUCUAGUGAAAACACAUCCUUUGGUGAUGAAGUGGAUGAAGUAGGAACUGAAAUUAAGGAAGAAAGAGCCAUUGAUUCAACUAAUGAAACAAGUGCGUCAAGGAAGACUUUUUCCAUGCAAGCUGAUGAAGAUUCAGUUGCCAAAUAUAUUUCUGUUCAUACGCUAACCGGUCACUUAGCCAAAACAAAGUAUACCGAUUAUGAUGGAGUAAAUGAAAUCUCUUUGAAUGUUCCAGCUCUCGGUUUUGCCUCCCAAACUGCAACAUUUUACUGCCUGUGCUUUUCAAACAAUUAUGGAGAAACCAACAAUAUUUGUAUUGAAGAACCCCAUAUGGUGUCACUUAGUAUGGUGUUUGAUUAUAAGAAGGGCCUUGAUGCAUUCUGGAACCUUCAGCCUCUUAUAGUACACCUUCUGAGCAAAACAGUGGAGAGACUUAAAGUUGGACUUUCUCAGGAUUUAAAUUACCAUGAAGAACCAAUUGUUUCUGAAUGGCUAGGAGAAAUCCAUCAUAUACUGAAAGACAGCUGCACACUAAGGAUUAGUAGGUCUCCACCAACUAGUCCCAUCUCAAUUAAACAAACAAUGUUUAAAAAGUCCCAGAUAGCUUGGGAUGUUGUUAUUACCUCAAUGCUUACUACAAUGGGAUCCUGCUGUGUUGUUGGAAAAAGCGAAGAACAAAUCAAUGGGGCCAUAGAUGUAUUAGCAUUUUUUCUUCCAGACACCCAUCAAUUUCUUUGCUCACGAUAUGCUGCCAAUAGAUUUUCCAGUGGCCUUUUCAUUCAAGGGCUUUUGGAAAACAUCAAUGGAGUUAGAAACAUUAACUCAGCCGACAUUUUGUUGAACGAAUUCCCGCUAACCCUACUAGACCUCACGCAGAAAGGCAGGAUAAGAUUUUCUGGAAAUGUUCACGAACACUAUCGCUGUAAACAGCGUCACGCACGAGAACAAGAAUUCAACAUUAUCCAACGAAGACAACCAAACAUUCCUUUUUCCACUGAAAGUGUUUUCCGUCCAUGUGGUGAGUCAAGUCGCUACGUUCGCUGGUGUCUGGAGCAGCUGGCAACUCAUAAUACUGAACACUGGUCUAGAAUUAUUGCAGCUUUCCAUCAAGCAUUGGCACUACAAGCUCAUGAUGUGAUCAAAGCGUUUCAAUCGAAACCUUUCCCAAAUGGAGAAAGUCUGAAAUUGAUGAGAAGUCAACUAAAAAAGUCUAUGAAGAUAGCCGAGUCGGAUUUUUGGCUUCUCGUUUCUACGGCGGAAAGACUUAAACCCGGAUUUUCCCGUAUAUUUGCCAACUACAGGCUUUAAAUGAAAGCGUUCCUCUGGUUCAUUGUCCAAAUAAGGUCAGUGCCUGUUAGACAAUGUAAGAAAAUGUAAAGAUGAACAAUGCAGAGAUGUGUGCGUGAAACGUAUCUAGAUGCGGAUGAGAACUCUGUUCCCUCAAACCGUAUCGAUUACUUAGCGAAAUUAUUUUUGAGACGUGUAGAACAAUAAAACAAUUCGCUGCAA
Daphnia magna is the source of this 1745-nucleotide messenger RNA. RefSeq names its product guanine nucleotide exchange C9orf72. The record is from RefSeq and is a predicted model, not a curated record. The transcript is spliced from 6 exons. Gene Ontology annotation, molecular function: guanyl-nucleotide exchange factor activity. NCBI's taxonomy places the organism in Eukaryota, Metazoa, Arthropoda, Branchiopoda, Diplostraca, Daphniidae. Gene Ontology annotation, cellular component: autophagosome; endosome. Gene Ontology annotation, biological process: endocytosis; autophagy. Bases 141 to 1544 code for a protein of 467 amino acids.